Molecule: messenger RNA, 886 nt
Organism: Prunus avium (sweet cherry)
Lineage: Eukaryota; Viridiplantae; Streptophyta; Magnoliopsida; Rosales; Rosaceae
Product: Ribosomal protein L7Ae/L30e/S12e/Gadd45 family protein
Source: RefSeq, a predicted model, not a curated record
CCAACGCCUGGCGCUUUCCAUUGGGGCAUUGAAUUGAGGCUUAUGGCACCCUCGGUAUAGAAUUUCGCUUCUUUUUCUUUUCCGUUUUGGUAAAGACGUUGAGCAGGCUGGUUGAGGAGGUCUUUCAUCAAGCAGUCAGUGUGCGUAAACAUGCCACCCAGAAACAAAGACUCUAAAGGGCGCAUCAUCCACGCUUCCAAGUCUCAAGACCAAGAUUGCUAUGAAGGGGAACGUCUCGAUCGUCUGCUCCAAUCAAUUCAGAGAAAGAUAGAGUCAGCAAGACUUAUGAUGGAUGAUAGCAUGUGUUUACCCGAAAAGAUGUGGUUCAAGCAACAAUUUGCAAUAGGGGUGAAUGAAGUCACUCGUGUCCUUGAACGCAUGCCACCAGUGACACCGCCAUUGACGCCAUUGGCCCCAGGCUUAGCUUCUAAUCGUACUAAAGCACCAUACAUUGGGCUUCAGGCUGUUCUGAUAGCUUCUGAUUGCAAUCCACGAUGGCUGUCAAAGCAUCUGCCAAGCUUGGCCCUGUCAAGGAAGGUCCCCUUGAUCUUUCUCAAAGAUAACAAGGGAGCUUCUUUAAGAUUGGGUCAACUUGUUCAACUUAAAACUGCCAUUGCCAUUGGAGUUAAGGCCAAAGGAAAUGCCAUUAAUCAACUUAUUGACGAAAUUCUCCGCGGCAAUACAAUUCGACUUGGAAUUGAAUGCCUCAACUCGACUCCAGUGCUUACAACGGCACAUGGGCAAGUCCAGAGAUGAGGCUCCUUUCCUUUGUAGAUGUUGAAGAAAGCAGUCUUUCUUUGGUCAUGUUUCAGUGGCUUGUCCAAAUAAUCAUAUGAAUGACUGACUGUGUAGUUAACUUGUUACAUAUUACUGGCCAUUUCUUGAA